AUGCCUCAAGUUGAUGAGGACAUUGAAGUCAAGCGUAUGAGGAGACUGGAGCAGCUCAGGUCCAAACGACCUGUUGGUGUCCUUUCUGAGGAUGGAAGUGGCUGGGUUUCUGUACCUAAUAUCCCCAGUACUGUGAAAUUCAAAGAUCAAAAUGCUGAUAUUUCCCCACCUCGCAAAAGGAGGCUCAGGAAUGAUACUCCAUCACCCAGGCUAGGACAAAAAGCAGGCCACAUGUCAGCAGGUUCUGAUUCAUCUCCACCACGAAAGUCAAGUAGGAUCCCUUCACCACUUGUAGAACCAAAGAUGAUGGAUUCAGAUAUUUCUCCUAUUCGACGUGCUCGUCCUGACUCAUCCGAUCUUUCGCCUCCGAGGAAGUUGAAGAAUGAGAGGUCGAGUUCAAUUGUCCGUGCAAAGAAGCCAGUUCACGAUGUUGUGCCUCCGGUUUUGGACCUUUCUCCUCCGAGAAGGCGGAAAGAAUCACCCGCAUCUUCAUAUCAUCCCAGAACUGGUUUAGUUUCGGGUAGAGAUAUCAAAGAUGAAAUUGAUAAAACAAAAAAGGAUGAUUGGUUGAGGUUUAGUGCUUUAGAUCCUUCAGUAAGUGGUCGUGAUGCCAAACCUGUAUACCGCGACAAAAAAACUGGGAAACGCAUGUCAAAGGAAGAGUUCCUCGAGUCCCAGAAAAAGGAGUUGAAGAAAGAUGAGAAGCCCAAGGAAAUACACCUGGAAUGGGGCAAGGGGUUGGCGCAGAAACGGGAAGCUGAAGCUAGAUUGGAAGAAAUGGCUGACGAGAAGAAUAAACCAUUUGCUAGGAGCAGGGAUGACCCAGAUCUGGACUCAAUGCUGAAAGAAAGAGUUAGAUGGGGUGAUCCCAUGGCUCAUUUAGUCAAGAAAAAGCACGUGGAGCCUAUCCUGCCGGAUCUAGGGGAGGGAGAGAAGAUGAAAGAGAGCGAUGUGGUCAUCAACCCAUCCGAGCCUGAGGAUGAGAUGACCGAUGGCUUAGAGGAAUGGCGCGCGAAUAGGCGCAAGCAGGGCAAAAGGGUGCGCAUGUGCAUAAGGAGGUGCGCGCAUGGCAGGCGCACGAUACGCGUGUCGGCAAUACGCAUCAGCUGA
Messenger RNA from Striga hermonthica, 1110 nucleotides. Lineage: Eukaryota; Viridiplantae; Streptophyta; Magnoliopsida; Lamiales; Orobanchaceae. The record is from the annotation of a GenBank genome assembly.